GCUCCUUUCUUUUUUCUCUCUCUUUGAUACUUACUAAAAUCUUUAAUGAAUGGGUCCAUUUCAUGCAUCUCCCACUUCACUGCAGAACCUUUUUUGGCUUUUUAACACUCUCUUUCUUGCUUUUAGUGAAUUUUGUGAGAUGGUUGUCCUUUUAUUUGCAAGACCCAUUUGUGUUUAUUGUUAGCUUUUGAAAUUUAUAAUUAUACUUUCUUGUAGGAGAGGAAAGGAGAGGUCUUUCUGAAAAUCUGAAUCUCAGUUUCUUGGGUUUGGGUUCCUUGAAGAGAAGAAUACCCCCUUUUUUCCUGAUCAUGCAAGGAAAUUAAAUUAAUCCGCUUUUUUUUUUAUUGUUAUAGAAAAGAAAAGUGACUGCAUGAGUCUCUGUUGGCUUUUCUCCACCUUGUUCUUUCUCUUUUUUGUUAAAGAAAAAAACAAAAGUUGCCACUGUUUUUCCGGCUUUUGAUUAUAUAUACUCUUUCAUGGAGAAAGAGAGACCAAUGAUUCUAUGGUAAUAAUAAGCUGGUGUUGAAAUAGCCUUGUCUUUGGUUUUCCAAGGAACCCAAUAUAUAUGUAGUAUCAAUCACCAUAUGUAAACUGACCAUUUUGUCUUUUAAGUAUAUGUAUUUACAUACUUAAAAAAAUGAAAAAUUUCUCAUGCCUGCUUUCAGAAAUUCCUAUGAAUCUGCAAUAAAGUUAUUCACUUUAUUUUUCUUUCUACAAGCCUGCUUGUGAAACUUUGGCUUCCUUUUUGUGGUGUAUCCCUCUUCAGGAAAUGAAUGCAAGGUGGAUGUUACUUGAUUUUUAGAUCAUCAGAGAUUUGAAAGAUUACCCACAAAAACUAGAAAGAACUAGCUUCUGCUGGCACGUUACUGUGAUUUUGCAAAUGAUACAGAAGAACAUAAGAAGAUUUUGAAACUAUUUUAUGCCUUGUUGUCAUGGAAAACCGUCUGUUUAAUGCUCCUAUUGACAUGUCCAGCAGGAAUUCCAUUUCCAUGGAAGGAAUUGGAUCACAAAUGACUCUAAACUCGCUUUUCUUCGAUUCAUUUGACCUCAACAACCAAAACCAAAAUUUGGAUGGGUAUACUGUGCUUCCUACAUUGCGAGGAACGCCCAUAAGUGGAAAUGUUGAUUUUGCAAGAGAUCAAGAGGAGUUUCAAGAACAAUUUCCGAUUUCCGGUCCUGCACUAGCUACUAUUGUAGCCUCAUCAAGAAAUGGUCUUCAAGAAAAUUUGACCAGCUUAGCUAUUUCAGAACCUUCAAUGUAUCCUUCAGAGGUUUUAAGAAGUUAUGUUUCCAAUAAUGAUCUCUCACAUGGUUUGAAUUCUUCAUUUGCCUCCUCUGUCAAUUACUCCUGCGAUGAAGUGUUUGGUAAUGUGAAUGCGAAAGAGGAAGUUAACAGACUUUCUGCUCCUAUAAGAACCGGGUUUCAAAAUUACUCUUCCAUAGGAGAUAUGGAGCCAAAUAGUUGGAUAUCUUCAAAUAGCGUGAAUGUGAACACUGAUAAUCUUUACAGUUCAAGUAAGUUUAGUAAUGAACUAUCUUUAAGUCUGGCUACAUCCCAACCUUCUGGUAUAAAUGGGAGUCAUAUUGCUGAUCAGUGUUCGGAAAUAAGUUGUUCGGGUGUAACACGCCAUUGCUUCAAAGAAACAAGGUUAGGGUCAGAACAAACUUCUUCAAGCUGCAAGGAGCUUUCUUUGAGUUGUGGUUCAUACAGGGCAGGUCAAUUUUCACAUGUAAUAUCAGGGUCCAGAUAUCUUCAAUUAAUACAGGAGAUACUAGCUCAAAUUGCAAGCUAUUCACUGGAGAAUUUAGACCAAAUGAAUUUCUCAUCUAUCGGAAUCAAGGUGGGAACGAAUAUGCUAUUCUCUUCGAGUUACCCUGUGGAGGGAGGGAUGUAUCCCAUGGGUCCUGACGAAUCGCCUAAUGUGAAUGAUAGAUUUGAAGUUCAAGUUGAUCCGGCAUUGCAGAAGCGGGCACUUGAAGCAAAGAAAACACAGUUGCUAACUCUACUUCAAUUGGUUGACGACCGGUAUAACCGAUGCUUGGAUGAGAUACACACAGUUGUGUCUGCAUUCCAUGCUGCAACCGAGUUGGACCCUCAAAUGCAUACUCGUUUUGCUCUCCAAACAAUCUCCUUUAUGUACAAAAAUCUUAGAGAGAGGAUUAGCAAUCAAAUCCUAGCAAUGGGAGCACAUUUUGAUUUUACAGGUGCGAGAGGGACAGAAGUAUCUCUUGAAACUUCUUAUCUCCAAAAGCAAUGGUCUCUUCAGCAACUGAAGAAAAGAGAGCAUCAACUAUGGAGACCCCAGAGGGGAUUGCCUGAACGAUCUGUCUCAGUACUACGUGCAUGGAUGUUUCAGAACUUCCUUCACCCGUACCCGAAAGAUGCAGAGAAGCAUUUGCUCGCGGUAAAGAGUGGACUAACAAGAAGCCAGGUUUCCAAUUGGUUUAUUAAUGCCCGAGUUCGGUUAUGGAAACCAAUGAUCGAGGAAAUGUAUGCUGAGAUGAACAGGAGGAAAGGCAGACAAGGAGAUGAGGGAAGCAACAGCAAUCAGAGAAACCACAUCAGCAUCAGCAAUCUAAGAUUUAACGUGAACUGAAAAUUGAAAGGUAGGUAAUGGGACAAAGCAUUAAUUAGUUAUUAUUGUUUAGUAGAGGGCAGGAAAAGAAAAAUCAUCCAUUAAUGGAUGUGACUGUACAUAAACGCUCUAUAAAGUUAGAGUUUAGGGUGAUCUUAGAUCUCUCAUUGAACGAAUCAUCAGAAUGCAAUUAUUUUGUAUGCCCAUAGCCAUUUUCUUUAAUUAUUUCUCUUUAACAGUGAAAA
This is a messenger RNA of Jatropha curcas, 2821 nucleotides long. It is a transcript of the gene ATH1, whose product is annotated as homeobox protein ATH1. Gene Ontology annotation, biological process: regulation of DNA-templated transcription. Gene Ontology annotation, molecular function: DNA binding. The record is from RefSeq and is a predicted model, not a curated record. Lineage: Eukaryota; Viridiplantae; Streptophyta; Magnoliopsida; Malpighiales; Euphorbiaceae.